AAGAUUUAGGAAGGGAGGUGGGGGCCCAUCUCCCUGUGCAGGCAGGGACUGAGCAGAAGCAUCCCACCCUUCACUUGCAGAGGAGCAGCAGCCAGAGGAAUUCUCUGCUUGGCUUUUGAUCUCCAGUGCUCGAGGAAGGCCUGGCCUGGGAUGGAUUAUUGACCUGAGCAAAGCUAUGUACCUGGAUUACCUUUGUUGUGUUACCUUUAAGCAAGCGGGAUGACUCAGGUGCCUGCUGACUACCUGUCAACCACCAGCUCCUACAACUAUGAGCCACCCCUCCCCUCCGUGGCUCGGGCCAGCACCCUCACCAAGGUCCCUCCGGCCAAAAAAAUAACCUUCUUCAAGAGUGGAGACCCUCAGUUCGCCGGAGUCAAGAUGGCCAUCAACCAGCGGAGCUUCAAGAGCUUCAACGCGCUCAUGGACGACCUCUCCCAUCGGGUCCCGCUGCCCUUCGGGGUCAGGACCAUCACCACCCCACGAGGAAUACACUGCAUCAGUGAGCUGGACCAGCUGGAGGAUGGAGGGUGCUACCUGUGCUCUGACAAGAAGUACGUGAAGCCCAUCAGCAUCACCUCCGGGGGACACAGGCCGGCCCCGCCGCGGAACAGUCGCCCCUCCAGCACCAUGAGGAGAGCGGCUCAGGAGGGCAAGAUGGAAGAUUAUUCCGCACCUUUCACUCACCAUGGUCCCAGAAUACCCAAGAAAAUCACUCUGGUUAAGAAUGGGGAAAGUGGAUUUCGGCGUUCCAUCAUCCUGAACCGUAGAAAUGCCCGGAGUUUCAAAACGCUCCUGGAUGAGAUCACGGAGAUCCUGCAGUUCCCGGUGAAGAAGCUCUACACUAUUGAUGGGAAGAAGAUUGACAGCAUGCAGGCCCUGCUCCACUGCCCCAACGUGCUGGUGUGCGUAGGCCGGGAGCCCUUCAAACCUGUAUCCAUGGAGAAUCUGAGGAAACACUCGGUGGAGAAGCUGCCCAACCUGCCUCCCCGCUCCAACAAUGGCAACAAUGUCAACGAGAACAAUGACAUGAACUUUGGACUGAAAGCCAAAAAAAGCGUUAUCCAUCCACGGUCAGCAUCCAGCAACAGGUCCAUGAGAUUUUCCUUGUCAUCAGAGAAGUCAUACCCCAAUGGCCUUGCUGCCUCUCCAGACAACGGGGGCCCCUUCUCCAAUGGCUGCUCUCACCCAAAAGCUGGGGACCUGGUCCAGUCCCUGGUCAACGAUGACAUCGAGAAGCGGGUCCAUGUGAACAAGGAUGGGAGCUUGUCUGUGGAGAUGAAGGUUCGCUUCCGUUUGCUCAACGAUGAGACUUUGCAGUGGUCCACCCAGAUCAAAAAGUCCAACCUGAUGAACCAGCUGCCUUGUGAAGAGUCAGGAGUGGAGGAGGACAGCGGAGGAGAUCCCCUACAGAAAAUGAACCCAGAAGCCAGCUCAGAGGCAGAUGACUCCUUAUAUCCCUGUGAUAUUGAUUCCUACAUGUCCAAACUUGAGGAAUCAGAAUAUGACGAGGCCCACUGUCACAGCUGUGGAAAGAAACACCAGGACUAUGACAUUUGGAAGAAUCCCAUGCACAUGUCCCAGAGGGAGGAGCCUGGCGUGCGAAGCACCUGGCACACGCACUCUUCGUGCUCCAGCACAUCUUCCCGCAGGAGAGUAGUCCACAAAAAAAUGACAUCUGUGGAUAGCAUCCACACCACAUCCAGUGAGGAAUUCUCUGAGCACAUUGUGAGAGAGUCCUCAUCCUACUCAGAGACUAUAAAGAACAGAGUGGCGUAUCGAUCUGUUAAAAAGUGUGUGUGCCGAAGUGAUUUAUCCACCGGUGCUUCCAAUGGAGAAGAACAGCAGGAACACACCAGGACAAGCACAGGAAACAGCCAGAGGCCUUCAUCCUUGGGCUUGAUGUCACAUUCAAGCUGUGAAAACAACCUGGAUACUCAAGACAGCCCUGAAGACCAGGAGAUCACCAAAAUCAUUUCACAGAAUGAGGACGCAAAUUGUUUUGAAGCUUCCUCUGUGAAGUGCUUGAAGGAUGACCCAGAAGAGGUUGAAAGCAGCAGAGUUGGGAGUGUCAUGUCCAGGUCGUCCCUGCAGUCCAGGCAGAGCAAGAAGAACGUGUGUGAGGAAGUGAGCAGCGUGGGCAGGAGCAUGUCCUCCUCAAGCCUUCAGAAGGCAAACCAGGGAGAGAACAGCCAGUGCUCCACCCCUGCCAACAGUGUGCACAGCAAGUCCAGUAACUGCACCACACCAAAGGAAAAGGCUGAGCAGGGUGACACCUCUGAUGACAACCCAGUGGUGUCCUCUUUCUCCAGCGAGUCCUGCCCCAAGAAGGAGGCUGAAGAGGUGGAAGCAGACCAGGAAGAAAGCGAAGUCAAUGAAGUCAGCUCAGUGUCAGCAAAAACAAAGCCAAGCCAAUCAAUCAGGGGUGAGAGCAGUGAAGGGGAACGAUGCUCUACACAGGGAACCCACCGUUCCAAGGCUAGUGACAGGAGCAGCAAGAAAAGUGGCAGUGAAGAGAAUGUUCCAUGCAGUGUCUCUUGCUCUUCCAGAGGGUCCAAAAAGAGCAAACGCUCCCACGCUCAUUUGGACGCACGGUCUGAAAUAUCAGUGUCUUCACUUGAAUCAACUCUGAAUAAAAAGAAUUCCCUACAUACAGAUGAUGCAAGAUCAGGCAGCAGGGCAUCAAUUUACUCCAAAAGUUCAUGUGAAAUCAAGAAAAAAUCUGCUGGAGACAUCAUGUCUCAUAAGUCAGGAUCUCUUCACUCAAACAUUUCAUCUACCAGUGAACCAGAGGCAACUGCGGGUCCUGCUGAGGAGGAGACCUCAAAAAGUACUGCCAAUGGCUACAGUGAAAGUUCAAAAAGCUCAAAGAAAAGAAGCCAUAAAGAAGAAAACAGCAAGCCAUCAUCCCUCUGCUCAAGUCUUUCAAGUCCUAAUGAAAAAUCUGGAAAGGGUCAUGCCAAGAUUAGUUCUGAACCCUCUUCUUCAAAACAGGGAAGCAUGAGUGGGAGUGUAUGUUCAAAAGUUGACCACCCAAAUGAGGAUGGGGUUAGGAAUGGAAAACCCACAAGUAGCUCCUCAAGAGUCUCUUCAAAGUCAGAAAUAAAAGAUAAAUGCGUGUUGACCCAGAUAUCCCAGGAAACUGAUGAUAGGUGUUCACAAUCAAACAUGUCUCUGUCUUCAAAAUCAAGACAGACAAACAGGAAAAAUCUUCGUGUGAAGGUGUCAAAUUCCAGCCGGGCAUCGGUGUCAGAGACUAUGUCAGUGUGCAGUCUGCAAUGCCCUGCCCCACCAAAAGGGAAGCCAAAAAGAAAAAAUAUCCGUGCGACCAUUUUGAAGAAUUCCUCCAUCAGCAGCAUCGGCACCGAGUCCGUGCUGACCGCAGGGAGAGAGCAGAAAGAAAUUGUGGAUUCCUCCAAAGCAACUUCCUACGGCUCUAAAUCCGCUGCAACUGAAGGAAAUGGUCAGAAUAAUAAAGAGAUUGAUGAUUCUUGCAACAAAAAAACAGAGGAAGAGGUAGAAGAUGCAGGUGUUCAGGAGGAAGGAGGUGAUUUAAUGCCAUCAGCUCUACCAAAUGCAUCUCCAGAAGAAGUUGUGCAAGAGUGGCUCAGGAAAAUCCCUUCGGAAACAUUGCUCAUGAAAUAUGAAAUGGAGGAUGAUGGAGAAGAGGAACAUGCAGAGUCAACCACUGAGGUGUCUCACUGUACAAAUGCUGAGGAAGCCCCAGAGGAGGAAAAAGCUGAGGAGAAGAAUGAAGAAGAGGAGGCUGAAAAGGAUGAAGCAAAGGAUGAAGAAAAGGAUGAAGCAAAGGAUGAAGCAAAGGAUGAAGUGGAAGAAGAGAAAGCAGAAGACACAGCUGUUGUUGAAGAGGCUGAAGAAUGUGUGAACCAGGAAAAAAUCUCUGAGGUUCCACCUGAAGCUGCUGAGGCUGAGCAGGCAGAAUGCAACAAGUCAGUUACAUCCAGCCAAAACAACAACAAGAGAGACCUUCCAACCUCUGUCCAAACAUCUGUCCAGAUCAUGAAGGCCUUGCUCAGUUCAAAGCAUGAGACCAAAUUUGACCGAUCAAAUAGUCUGCCUGAAGUAUCCCCCACAAUGGGGAGGAAACUGAGUAACUCUGCCAACAUUUUGAUUACUUGUCUUGCCAGCCUCCAACUCCUUGAUGAAGAGUCAGAGGAUCCAUCAGAAAACUCAAAACAUUUGAAUAAGUCAAGGUAUACAGAGCUGCUAAAUAUUUUUCAAGCCCUGUGGUUUGGGUGCACUGCUGAAAGGAGCGGCCCAAGCUCAGAUCAAGAGGCAAGCAAGGUGGCAAUGCCAGUGUCUGGGUCCAAAGCCCCAAAAUCCAUGGAUCACGCCUUCACUCCCAUGUCCUCCUCUGGGGUUGAUGUUUGCAGUUGCUCUGGUGGCUCAGGAGAAGAGUGCACAGCUGGUGCCACGUUGGUGGCACAGAAAACCAUGGAAUGCAAAACAGCUGAGCAAAUGGAAAAUGCAGAGACUGGCACAGAAGUGACUGAGGUUGAGGAGCAAAGUAAAGAGGAAGAGCAGCCAUCCCGCCCUUCCACAGCCUGCUCAGAAGCAAAAGGUGAGGAAAAAGCAGAGUCUGCUAGAGAGGAGUCUGUAAUCCAGGCGGAAGAAGAGAAUAAGGAGGAUCAGGGCAGUAACUGUGAGCAUGAUCAGGGGGAAGGAGGAGAAAAUGAAAACGAAGAAGAAAACAAAUUAGCUGAAACUGGAGAACAAGAGGAAGCUGAAGCUGUGACUGAUGAAGUCCCACAAGAAAACCCUGAAGAAGAGGCUGACCAGCCAGAGGCCACUGGUGAUGAAGAAAACCCUGAAGAAGAAGCUGACCAGCCAGAGGCCACUGGUGAUGCAAAUGUUGGUGAUGCCGAUGUUGGGACGGAACUGAAAGAGGAGGUGCAGGAGCAGCCCCAAGAAGAGUCACCAAAUGAUCCCGAGCCCAAAAUCGAUACAUCCACCAGUGUGGGCACAUCCCUUGUCCAGCAAAACUCCAUGGAUCCAGACCCAACCUGGGUCCUGAGACUGCUCAAGAAAAUCGAGAGGGAGUUCAUGGCUCACUAUGUCAAUGCCAUGAAUGAAUUUAAAGUCAGGUGGAACCUGCAGGACAAUCAGCAGAUGGAUGCAAUGAUACUGGAGCUGAAGGAGGAAGUGAGUAAAAGGAUACAAAAGAGCAUAGAGAAGGAGUUGAGGAAGAUCAGAAGCAGAGCAGGAAGGAGGAUGCCGAGACCUCCAGAGGGGCCACCCACACGUGAGUCCAAACUCCAAACCGAGCAGAGGAGAUGGAGACUGCAAACUAUGCAUAAAAAGUCCCUCUUUGGGGACAAGAAUGGUGCCCAGAUAAGGCUGGAGGAGACAUCAGACUUAUCAUUUGAUGUAGAUAAUGACUUUAACCUCAGUGCAGCUUUGGAGGACAGCAUGAGCAAACAAUCCAGUGAGGAGGAAUAUUGUCCAUGUGACUCUUGUGUGAGGAAAAAACUGGCUUCCAGGCCUGCCAGAGCCCCUGUGGUGGCCACCAAUGCCCCAGUGAUGAAAGCCUUUGAUUUGCAGAAAAUCCUGAGGCUGAAGAAGGAUGGCAAUGAGGAAGCUGUUGUUGCAGAAGCAGCCCAGGACACCAAAACACUUCCCAAUGGUUCUGUGGAAGAAGGGGCAGAAAACAAUGAGAAGGAUGAGGAGCAACCUCAGGCAGGUGAAACAGAAGCAGAGGAAGAAGAAGGAAAAGAGCCAGAAUUAAAUGAAGAUGAUGGCACAACAUUGAAUGGAGAUGGAGAAGAAACUGAAAUAGCAGAGAGUCAAAACACUGAGAUGGAAGAUGAGGCCAAAACUGAAGAAACCAAAGAAGAAGAAGCAGAAGAAGGAGGGGAAGAAACAAAAGAAGGAGAUGCUGAGGGCUCUGGAACUGACAACAAUCCUGAGGGAGAUGCUGUGGAAGGAAAUGAAGAAGCUGAGCAAGAUGAAGCUGAGGCAGAAGAAGAUGCAAAGCCAGAGUCAGGAGAUGAGGCUGAGGAGAAAAGCAGUGGAAAAGGUGAGAAUCCUGAUGAGAAUGAUGAGGAACCCACUGGGGAUGACCCUGAGAAUGCACAUGAAAAACACGAAGACCAAGGCAACAACAAAGUUUCUGAGAAAGCCUCAAAGACCAAAGGUAAGAGAACCAACAAAAGGUUAGAGACUCUGAAAAAAUCCACGGCCUUUUCUUGUUAUUCUUCUGUCGGAAACUUCUCACAGCAAUCCCAGAAGGGGUCUGAUGAUGAAGAGGAAAGAGUAGAUGAAGAGGAAGGAGGAGUCAAAGAGGAAGGAAUAGCUGAAGAGGAGGCAGUUGAAGAGGAAUGCAAAGGUGAUGAUAACCCCACCAAUGACCACCCAAAUGGAGAAGUUCAAAGUGAUGAGAGCUCCAAACCCUCUCAGAUGUAUCCCGACAGUGACGAAGAAGAAGAGGACAAAGAAUCUUCAGGUUCUGAUCCCGUGGGAGAUGAGGAGCACCCAGAUGCUGAAGGUGCAGAUCCAAAGGAGGCUGAAAACACUGAGGAAGUUCAGGCUGCUAAAAAGAAAGAAAACUCUGAUGAGAUUGACCAGGAUGACCUGGACUUCUAG
Molecule: messenger RNA, 6600 nt
Organism: Zonotrichia albicollis (white-throated sparrow)
Lineage: Eukaryota; Metazoa; Chordata; Aves; Passeriformes; Passerellidae
Source: RefSeq, a predicted model, not a curated record